AUACGAGGAUCUACGCAUUUUAAUUAAAGAGAAAUUCUUAUGCAGGGCACUCGCACCACCUCAUGUGUAGAUCAACUGAGAACAGAACCAGAAUAAUCGAGAUAAAAUAUAUAUAUAAGGACAUGAAGAGGUCACCCGUUGAAUUUGACGCAUACAUACAUUAGCCUUCCUGCCGAAACAUAUAGCUUUUGAUUUUGGUGGCCAUGCUCAGACUGAUUUCUCAAAAAACGUUUCAGUGUGCGAAUUUCACUACCCAUUGCAAACCCAACUCUUGCUCAAGCUUUCAACGAUGUGGGUACACUGCCCAAUUGACCCAACACUUGACGUGCCACCCAGAGCUUCCCAACCCAGAAUUCGACUCUUACGCCUACGCAACUACACUCCAGCAUCACAUCCAAACCGGCGACUUUACUUCAGGAACGGCUCUUCACUGCGAUAUUGUGAAGAAAGGCGGAUGCUUGGACCUGUUCGCUUACAACAUUCUCGCCAACAUGUACGUGAAAGCGGGUCUAGUCAGUGAUGCAGUCAAGGUGUUCGACGAAAUGCCCCACAGAAAUGUCAUUUCGUUCGUCACGUUAAUCCAGGGGUUUUCGGAGUCUCAACGCUUCGUCGAGGCUGUAGAGUUGUUCAGUAGGUUGCAUAGAGAAGGCCAGGAGCUGAACCCGUUUGUUUUCACUACCGUCUUGAAGUUGCUUGUGAGGAUGGGAUUGGCUGAGCUAGCUUGGACUGUCCAUGCUUGUAUUUAUAAGCUCGGACAUGGAAACAAUGCCUUUGUUGGCACUGCUCUCAUUGAUGCAUACUCUGUUUGCGGCGACGUGGAUAUUACUAGGGAUGUUUUCGAUGGGAUUGUUUGUAAGGAUAUGGUAGCUUGGUCUGGGAUGGUAGGGUGCUAUGCUGAGAAUGGCGGUUUUGAAGAAGCGGUUGAGCUCUUCUGUCAAAUGAGGGUGAUUGGAUUCAGGCCUAAUAAUUAUACUUUCAGCGGUGUGCUUAAGGCCUGUCUCAGGUUAAAGGCACUGGAUCACGGCAAGUGUGUUCAUGGAUGUGUGAUAAAAUCAUGUUUUGAAAAGGAUCUAUAUGUUGGUAUUUCAUUGCUCGAUUUAUACACCACAUGUGGAGAUGUUGAUGAUGCUAGGAGGGUAUUUCAAGAUAUGCCUAAAAAUGAAGUGAUUCCUUGGACUCUCAUGGUUUCACGGUAUGCUCAGAGUGACCACUGUGAAGAGGCGCUGGACAUGUUCUGUCGGAUGAGGCAAGCUUUUGUCGCUCCCAAUCAGUUUACGUAUGCUAGUGUGCUGCAAGCUUGUGCAACCAUGGAGAGUUUAGUUUUGGGGAAGCAAGUACAUUGUCAAGUAGUCAAGGUUGGUCUUGACUCAGAUAUCUAUGUUUUAAAUGCCCUCAUGGAUUUCUAUGCUAAAUGUGGACAAAUAGAGAACUCAAUGGACCUGUUUGUGGAAUCAUCGAACAGAAAUGAUGUAUCUUGGAACACAAUGAUUGUUGGUUAUGUCCAGUUAGGUGAUGGGGAGAAGGCGUUGACUUUGUUUUCAGAUAUGCUUAGAUGCCAAGUGCAGGUCACAGAAGUGACGUACUCUAGUGCUCUCCGUGCUUCCGCUAGCAUAGCAGCGUUGGAGCCAGGACUUCAGAUUCAUUCAGUGACGAUUAAAACCAUAUUUCACGAGGACACUGUAGUUGGUAAUUCUUUGAUAGACAUGUAUGCCAAGUGUGGGAGCAUCAAAGAUGCCCGCUUGGUGUUCGAUAAGUUGAAGCAACGAGAUGAAGUUUCAUGGAAUGCAAUGAUCUCAGGAUAUUCUUUGCAUGGUCUUGGUAAGGAGGCUCUUAAACUUUUUGAAAUGAUGCAGGAAACAAAUUGCAAACCAAACAAGUUAACCUUUGUUGGUGUCCUAUCGGCAUGUAGCCAAGCAGGACUGUUAGACCAAGGAAAUGCUUAUUUUAAUUCUAUGGUAGAAGACUACUACAUUGAACCAUGCAUGGAGCACUAUACUUGUAUGGUCUGGCUACUAGGGAAAUCAGGCCAGCUUGGUAAGGCUGUGAAGUUGAUUGGCGAAAUCCCAUUUGAACCUAGUGCUAUGGUAUGGCGUGCUUUGCUCGGAGCCUGUGUUAUCCAUAAUGACGUUGAGCUUGGAAGGAUUUGUGCCCAGCAUGUGCUUGAAAUGGAUCCCCAAGAUGAGGCUACGCAUGUGCUGUUGUCAAACUUAUAUGCCACUGCAAAGAGGUGGGAUAAUGUGGCUUCUGUUAGAAAAAACAUGAAAAGGAAAGGAGUAAAGAAGGAGCCAGGCCUAAGUUGGAUUGAGAACCAGGGCACAGUUCAUUAUUUCACUGUGGGUGAUACUUCACAUCCUGAUCUGAGACUGAUCAAUGGGAUGCUGGAAUGGUUGAAAAUGAGAACCUUGAAGGCAGGUCAUGUUCCCAAUUGUAAUGUUGUUAUGCUUGAUGUUGAGGAUGAUGAAAAGGAGCGCCUCUUGUGGGUACACAGUGAAAGAUUAGCUCUAGCACUUGCGCUGGUUAGAACUCCAUCUGGGAGCCCCAUUCGUAUCAUUAAAAAUCUUCGGAUAUGUGUAGACUGCCAUGCCACGAUGAAGUUAAUAUCAAAGGUCGUGCAGCGUGAAAUAAUUGUUAGAGAUAUGAAUCGGUUCCAUCACUUUAAGGGUGGCAUUUGCUCCUGUGACGAUUACUGGUGAUUGAUUUUUAUUAAGAUCUGGUACUAGGAAGGUGAUUUCAUGAAGUCUUCCUGUCCUAAACAUGGAGAAGUAGAAUGGGAUGCAUUCUCUCGCAGGUGGUAGUGGAUUAGAACAAUGGUGGAUUAGGCAGGUCUAUUGAAACUUGCUCCAUGGUAGCAACACCAGGAGUCAAAGUUGGCCUUUCUUCAAAAAUUUCUGCAAACAGGUUCAAGGCUAGGAGUGGUAGUGGAUUAGAACAAUGGUGGAUUAGGCAAGUCUAUUGAAACUUGCUCCAUGGUAGCAACACCAGGAGUCACAAUUUGCCUUUCUUCAAAAAUAGCAACACCAGGAGUCACAAUUUGCCUUUCUUUAAAAAUAGCAACACCAGGAGUCACAAUUUUCCUUUCUUCAAAAAUUUCUGCAAAUAGGUUCAAGGCUAGGAGUGGAAAUUCCAGCCUUUGGUUUGUGUAUUUCUGUUUCGACGAUUGACAUGCACUUCAAGCCUCACAUAAUAUGAAUGUCCUUCCACUAGUUUGCUGCCUAGAUCUUAAUUGCUGCCCAAGUGAUGUCUCACCAGGGAAAUGACUAUAUUGGCAAAGCUUGUGACUACCGUACAAGUAUUUGCACUAGAAGAAUAUUGGUCAACCUUAGCUGCCAUUUUUAUUAUCUUGAAAGAAAAGUAUGAAUCAGGUAUAACUUAGAGUUUCCACAGAAGAAAACAUAUCUCAAAUUUAUCUAUAACAAAUUGCAUUUUUUUUUAUUGUCAAAAAUAAAUAAAUGCAUUCCCUUUGAGAGAAUUUACCUGUUGAGAAAGUAACAGUUCAUCUUACUGAAAAGAGCUUGUUUAUAGCUCUGCUUCAAAAGAGAAUUGACAAACCAACUAUAAAGUCCCCACUAUCACUAGCAGUAUUCAAAUUAUUCCAAUUAAUGUUGAAUUUCUAUUUGACUUUGUUUUCUUUGUGAUCCACUGAGACUCAUUACUAGUUAUAUAUCCAACUCCAGAUGAAGCACUAAAUUAGGUUGCAUAGUAGAAAUCAUUUUUAUCUUCCACUUAAAAAAGAAAUUAAAUGUGAUCAUUUCCUAGAAUAAAUCAUCUAUUUAUAAUUAUAUACAUGUCAAGGUGUCAUCUAAACAAUGUUGCCUUUGUGUAUUCACAAGGAAAUUGUUUGAUACAAGUAGCAUUGCAUCCUUGUUCGACACUAAAUGUCAUGGACUCAACUUGCUUCUCAGAUCAGCAAAGCCAAACAAAUAUCUAAAAUUACUUGGAGAAAGACUCUGUUUUCUCCUUUUCCAUUGCCCUUUGAUCAGAAUCUCAAUGUUGCCCAAUGAAUAACUAACUGGAUUAAGCAGUGUGUUCUGUUGCCAAACCCAGAGUAAAUUAAGGUGCCUCUGUUUGACGUCACUGAUCAUCAUAUCCGAAAACAGUCCUGAUACUGCAACUUCAUUUCAUAUACCCUCUAAUUGUCAAAUGUUUGUAGGUAAGGAGGGUCUGACUUAUAGAAGGCUACACUUUCAGAAGAUUUUGUGCAUCAAUUCUUUGGUAACAGGUGUGGCUUUGGGUAAGCUUUCUUUAUAUAUUCAAGUCACACAAAUUUGCCAGAAUUCUUCCACGUGUUCAGAGGAAGAGAUUGAUGAAUUAUUUGACAAAUAGUUACUCACUUGUAUAACUAUUAUGAGAACAUUGAAUUGCUCGAUUCGAUUCUGUAGAGCACUGAAACUGUAAUGUAGUUUGUACAGCUCACAAUUGAAACUUCAUGUAGCUUCACCGAAGUUUUGGGUAGUCGGCAUCAUGCUAUCAAUAUGUAUUCUCAUACUGAAAUUUUUGAUUAUCUGACUACAUAUUGAUAGCAACACUGUAUAAAUUUAUAAGUUGUAACAUGAAGAAAAUGUUUUCUGAUGGUUCACAGUGAGUUACCUACCAGAUUGAGAG
This is a messenger RNA of Rosa chinensis, 4602 nucleotides long. Its product is annotated as putative pentatricopeptide repeat-containing protein At5g13230, mitochondrial. Gene Ontology annotation, biological process: RNA modification. Lineage: Eukaryota; Viridiplantae; Streptophyta; Magnoliopsida; Rosales; Rosaceae. The record is from RefSeq and is a predicted model, not a curated record. The transcript is spliced from 5 exons. The coding region runs from base 204 to 2693 and encodes 829 amino acids. Gene Ontology annotation, molecular function: RNA binding; protein binding; zinc ion binding.